Molecule: messenger RNA, 2050 nt
Organism: Darwinula stevensoni
Lineage: Eukaryota; Metazoa; Arthropoda; Ostracoda; Podocopida; Darwinulidae
Source: the annotation of a GenBank genome assembly
AUGUCAUACGUACCUCUUGUGAGUGCAGUUCUCAUUACAUUUGUGAUAGCUGCAUUACUCCUCUAUCGCUAUGGAAACUGGUUUCGCCAUCAUCCAAUUGUUACAUUAUCUGUCCUGGUGGCAUGGUAUUUUUCCUUCAUCAUCAUCGUCAUCAUCCCAAUCGAUGUUUCAUCUACUAUGUACAGACAGUGUCUUCAGGAGCAUCGCUCAGGAGUUCAUGAGCUGGAUAUAGAUGAGAACAUGACCAUGAUCUCCAUGAACAGCACUGAAGAAUGUGAGAAACCAUGGAGUCUGAUACCAGAGCGUGUUCUCCCGCGUCUCUGGAGAGUCGUCUAUUGGACAUCUCAAAGUCUCACAUGGCUGAUACUGCCAUUGAUGCAGUCAUACACCAAAGCAGGAGCAUUCACAGUCCUUGGAAAGCUGAAGACUUCAUUGAUUGACAAUGCCAUUUACUAUGGGUCAUAUCUACUCAUCUGCAUCAUCCUCCUCAUCUACAUUGCAUUGCGCCCUGAACUGGAGUUGGAUGGUCCCAGACUGAAGGUGAUUGCUGUGACAGCAAGCAACACAUGGGGCCUGUUCCUACUUGUUUUGCUGCUGGGCUAUGGAUUAGUUGAAGUUCCAAGGAGUCUUUGGCUCAUGAGCAAACGAGGAUACCGACUACGCAGUCUUUAUUUCAAGGCAUCCAAGCUGGCUUCAGAAAAGAGUGAAGCUGAAGAGAAUAUGGAUGAUGUCAUCUAUGUAUUGGGAGAGCUUCAGGUACAGAUUCCAGAUAGCCAUCCCCUCCAUGUGUAUCUGAUGACUGUGCUGAGUAAACUUCCAAGAGAAGAACACGAGAGAAUGGCCAGACGAAGGCGGACAGGUUCAUCCAGUCCCAAUACUCUCCCAUCAGAGAAGGCCCUCAUCAAGGUGCACACUGAGCUGAUCCGUGCACUUCAACGAAAACGUAGAACACAGACCCAGUGGGCAAACCUUGUGGAGGAAAUUGCAUGGCUGGAGGAAGUGGCACGGAAUGAGAACUCCUUAGAUCAUGUCUUUAGGAUUCAUUCUGAUGGGGAGCUUGGGUUUAAACCUGAACGUCCAUGGUGGCGCUCCUUAUAUACACCAAAAAUUGAAUGGUAUUGGGAGUGCGCAUGGAAGUGUUAUGCCUUUAAGGCCCUGGCAGUGGUAUUUGGGGUCUGGUCUGUGUUUGUCGUCUGGUCCGAAGUGUCUUUCUUCAACAAGGAGCCAGUGCUCUCUCUCUUUGCUAAAUUUGUCCAACUUGCCAAGGAAAACUAUGACUACUUCUCCAUGGAGGUGAUAUCAUUCCUGACUAUCUCGUAUCUCUGCAUAUGUGCAUACUACACUGUGUUCAAGAUUCGAAUCCUGAACCUCUACUACCUUGCACCCCACCACCAGACGGAUGAGUACAGCCUCAUCUUUGCUGGCAUGUUGUUGUGUCGGCUGACUCCACCAUUGUGUCUCAAUUUUCUUGGUCUCAUCCACCUUGACAGCCACAUCACAAAAAAGCAUGGCAUUGAAGAAACAGCUUACACAAAUAUCAUGGGGCACAUGGAUGUGAUCAGCAUUGUAUCUGAUGGCUUCAACAUCUAUUUUCCCAUGGCAGUGCUGGCACUUUGUCUUGCCACUUACUAUAGCCUUGGAGCCCGGUUCCUGUCGCUGCUGGGCUUCCAGCAGUUCAUGGUAGAUGAUGACAUCACGACUGAUCUUGUCGAGGAGGGGAAAGAACUUGUUCGACGAGGGUCCCAGACUCGACUGGAGUUGCUCACAAAUGCCGAACCCAUGGCCACGGACUACAGCUCUGGCUCUCGAUUCAGCGGCAACGAUCCUCCACGAAAUAUCUUUGAUGAUAUUUGAAGUUCUGGCUUUAAGUUCAGGCUCUCAAAGUUCCUCAGUUUUCUUAUCGUAUGUGAUUCUUAUUUAAUAUUUAAUGCGAGAUUGAGGGUGUUGGGAAAACCGGGCCGUGUUCGUUUUAAUAUAUUCUUUUAUGUACUGGACGUGAAAUGCCCUUUCUAGUCAAUGCCUGUCUCGAAUACAUUCCUUUGGUGUCGCG